AAAUUCACAUCGUUUUGUCACUUUAUUAUGAUUCCGAUUUUAAAAAUAAUUAAAAUAAUCAAAUCUUUUUUAAAAUAAAGGCAAACCAUUCAUGCAUUUAUAUUAAGUUCAUUUAAAGUGAUAUUUAGUUUGCAAAAUUUUAUAUCACAUCUUUUGUUAUGCAAGUCACAUAUAAUAUGUUUCACUAAAUUCAUUGUUUCUAUGAUUCCUUAGUCCUUAGAAAUAAUGCCAAAGAUUGUAUCAAGUUCAACAGUCUCUUCUUCAGAACAACUCGUUGCAAAUCCCGAACAACAUCUUCACGUUUAUUAUUGCUUGUGUAGUGAAUUUAUAUUGGUUAUAGAUGCACGUUUAGAAAGAUUACCGCGACGUACAACAGACAGGGCUUAUAUUAUUUCUAAUGGAAAGAGGGUUUAUAAAUUAAAUGCGGUUGAAGCGCCAAAUCCAGUUAUUCUAAAAAGAUCCGAUGGAUAUGAAAAACAAUAUAGAUUACAUUGUCCAAGAUGUAAUUUAUUUUUGGCAUAUGAAGUAACGGAGAAGCGUAAAUCAGGACCUUAUACCUAUAUUGUCGAAGGUAGUUUAACGGAAAAUCAGGGCGUUGUUCCACAUGAUGCUAUUUCCGAAGAAUAGGAAUAAAACAUAUAAUUAUUUUUAUAAAUAUAAUCGAAAACUGACAAAUAUGUGCACGUGUGUCAAGUCGAACUUCGCCUCACCUUCUAAAUAGGGUUCCGCUAAUCAAAAAAGUAACGCAAAAGCCAAUA
Molecule: messenger RNA, 758 nt
Organism: Rhizophagus irregularis DAOM 181602=DAOM 197198
Lineage: Eukaryota; Fungi; Glomeromycota; Glomeromycetes; Glomerales; Glomeraceae
Biological process (GO): endoplasmic reticulum membrane organization; endoplasmic reticulum to Golgi vesicle-mediated transport
Source: RefSeq, a predicted model, not a curated record